Messenger RNA from Belonocnema kinseyi, 2092 nucleotides. RefSeq names its product ATPase WRNIP1-like. Gene Ontology annotation, biological process: regulation of DNA repair; DNA-templated DNA replication. Gene Ontology annotation, molecular function: enzyme activator activity; DNA binding; single-stranded DNA helicase activity. The record is from RefSeq and is a predicted model, not a curated record. The transcript is spliced from 6 exons. Gene Ontology annotation, cellular component: nucleus. Bases 276 to 1982 code for a protein of 568 amino acids. Lineage: Eukaryota; Metazoa; Arthropoda; Insecta; Hymenoptera; Cynipidae.
UUUUCGAUAAACGUCAAAAGGAUCAAAAGGACAUUUUACACUCGCCACGCCAGCAAAAUUCUUUGCUUUCGUUCUCGGUUCGCAGCGCGAGAAAGGUCGUCUUGUCUUCCUCUCAUGAGAGAAUCUCGCCUCCCUAGUUAGAACCAAAUGUGAGAAUACGCUAUAGGUAGUAUUUAGCGACGCUGUAACGGUACUUGCAUCCUUUCAUCGCGGAGAGGUUAUGGGUUAUAGGAGGCUCCCUUUCUUAUUUUUUUCCUUUUUACAAAUAAUGCAUCAUGGAUAAAGUAGAGUGUCCAGUUUGUUCGAAAGAAUUUUUUCCAAUUUACAUUGACGAUCACGUGGGUCGUUGUUUAUUUUUAAAUGAGCCAACAGAACCAACAAAGGAAUUUCAUGGGGCUGGAGGGCAAAAAAGACCGGCGCCAAAGGCUUGUUUUUCGAAUAUCGCAUCCUCAGGGACACAAAGAAGUCCAGUUUUGAAAAAAUCAAAAACCGAUCUCGGCAAAGGUGGAGUUUCCAAAAAUACAACAUCUUCUCCUACGAGUUCCGGAGAAAAAACAUCAAGGACAAAUUUUGGUCUGAAACUUAAUACCGUAAAAGAUGAAGUUCAGAAACCGCCUUCGGGAAAUAAGGACCAUGUCCCUCUUGCGGAAAAAAUGAGACCUAUAUCUUUUGCAACUUAUGUAGGUCAAGAGCAUGUUAUCGGCCCUAAAAGUGUAGUUUUUCAAUUGUUAAAUAAGGGAGAAGUGCCAAAUAUUAUUCUCUGGGGACCUCCAGGAUGUGGCAAGACUUCUCUUGCAAACGUUAUUGCUAACAUAUGCAAACAAAAUUCAUCCGGAAAACUUCGUUACGUAAAACUAUCAGCUGCGAUCUCAGGUGUAAAUGAUGUCAAGGAAGCGGUUAGUGUGGCUGGGAACGAACUAAAGUUUGGUCGUCGAACUGUGAUCUUCAUGGACGAAAUUCACCGUUUCAACAAACUCCAACAAGACAUUUUUCUGCCCCACAUAGAAGCCGGCACUAUAACUUUAAUUGGCGCAACCACAGAGAACCCAUCCUUCAGUUUAAAUUCCGCACUGCUGAGUCGCUGCAGAGUGAUUGUCCUGGAAAAAUUAUCAGUAGCGAGUCUGAUAUCGAUUUUGAAAACGGCCGUUCAUUCUUUAGAGGGCACUGUGCUGACCAACAGUAAAAGUAGUUGGAAUGAGACAAACAGCGAAAGUAGUUCGCAUGAGACAAACAACAAAAGUAGUCCGUAUGAGAAAAAAAGUGAAAGUAGUCCGAAUGAGACAAAAUUUUUUAUAGAUGAGGAAACGAUAGAAUGGUUGGCAGAAACGUGUGAUGGAGAUGCUAGAAUAGCUCUGGGUGGUUUGGAAUUAGCUGUUAUGUCGAAAUCUCCAAGUAAAGGCGAAUCUUUCUCUGAAAAUCGAUCUUCAAUAACACUGGAGGAUGUGAAAGAGAGUCUGAAAAAGACACAUAUGUUGUAUGAUAGAAAAGGAGAUCAGCACUAUGAUAUUAUUUCAGCUCUGCACAAAUCUGUCAGAGCUAGCGAUGAAAAUGCUUCUUUGUAUUGGCUAGCUAGGAUGAUGGCUGGAGGGGAAAAUCCAGUUUAUAUUGCGAGACGACUCGUCCGGAUGGCGAGCGAAGAUAUUGGGUUGGAAGACCCUGAAGCUCUAGGUAUUGCCGUGAAUACGAUGCAAGCUUGCCAAAUGAUAGGAAUGCCCGAAUCUGAUGUUUUGUUAGCUCAGUGUGUGAUUUAUUUGGCGAGAGCACCAAAAUCGAGAUUGAUGGAAGAUUCACUCAGGGCAGCUCAAAGGCUCAUUGCUGAACAUAAAGGUCCUCAACCUUCUGUGCCUUUGCAUCUUCGAAAUGCGCCAACAAAGCUGAUGGGUAAUCUAGGAUAUGGAAAAGGUUAUAAUAUGAAGCACAAAGAUGUUUCCGGAUUAAGCUACUUACCUGAAGGUCUAGAACACGUUAACUUUUUUCACUAAAAUUUUCCCGAUAUUCUUCUUUAUCAUGCUUUGGAAGCAGGACUUCUUGAGAUUUUUUGUAUCUUUAUUAAGAACAGAAUUUUCGUAUUCCAGUAUUAUAUAAUAAUUAU